This is a messenger RNA of Ooceraea biroi (clonal raider ant), 2745 nucleotides long. RefSeq lists its product as uncharacterized. The record is from RefSeq and is a predicted model, not a curated record. Lineage: Eukaryota; Metazoa; Arthropoda; Insecta; Hymenoptera; Formicidae.
UCGACACACACUCGGCACAGUCAGUCGCGGCCGAGCCGCGCCGCGAGAGGAGCCGUGAAUUCACGUCUCUCCUCUUCUGCCUCUCUUGAUCAUCAUCCACGAUCUUCACCCGGUCAGUCGCGGUGCUCCGCGCAACUUCCAGCUGCAGCGAGGUCGGCGCACGAGUCUUGACGACCUCUUCCUCGUCGUCCUAGCAGAGUUUCCUCAUUGUCGUCACCGGCGCGGCUCUUCAAGAGCACUAGUUCCUCGAGAGGUGCCAUCGGUCGCCCAUCGCGUUCGCCGCUCCUGACUCGCCGGGGCCAAGGACGCUCCACAAGAGGCAGACGCACGCAGGUGGAACACGCAACGAGUGUUAAACGGGAGAGAAACAAGGAGCGAUAUCGAGAGGAAGAGGGCCAGAGAGAAAAAGAAACAGAAAGGGAGAGAGAGAGAGGCUGGACGGAACACGCAGUUCGUCGGCCAUGGCAAGUCUGGCGAGCAGCUCGUCAUCAGCGGGCCUGACCCGAGCUCCGACCAUGUUGGAGCAGCUGCUGGAGGAGAUAAAUUUCCAGAGAACCAAAGAACUCAGGCAGAUGCUCAAGGAUGAUUCCGGAUUUGUCGUACUCCAAGGCACAACAUACUGGACGGACCUGUUCGUCCGGCACUUCCUCUUUCAAGCGGAGCACACUAUCGAUGGUGACGACUUGCUCUUCUUCGUCCGCAAGAAACACGUGAAGACCUCGUCAAGAUAUUUGCCCAAGUUUGAGACCGAGGUCGAUGUGUUCCGCAAGGAUAGCAAGAAACUGCCGAUCGGCGAUCCCGACAUCGAUUGGGAGGAAACCGUGUACCUGAAUCUCGUCGUGCAUCAGUUCGACUAUACGCUCACCUUAGCGAUCUGCACAAGAACGAGUCCCAAGGAAUUGCAAGUGUUGCGGAGGCACUCUCAGAAAGUAUAUGCUAGUCCGAGUCGACGGCGCAUGGACGCCAAGGGUGAUCUCGAAGAGAUGACGUACCCGCACAUAUGCUUCAUGGUGGACAAUUUCGACGAAGUUUUCUGUGAUAUUUUAGUCAGGGACGGGGAGAUGGUGUGCGUGGAGCUGGUCGCAUCCGAUCGGGAGGGCGCGAUUCAGGGCGUCAUUUUCCUCGGUUCGAUCAGAUACGACGCUCUGAAAAAGGUUUACGACGCGAGGUCGAGUCUGAGCACGAAAAUGGCACAGCGGAUGACGUUCGGCCUCUUCUCCGGCGCGGCCUCACAGAGAAUAGAAUUCGUGCGAAUGAAGGGACCACGUGGCAAAGGGCACGCAGAGAUGGCCGUCACGAAACCGAAGGGUUCCGGCGCGGAGACGCCGACGUCGGAACCGGGUUACUGUGCGACCGACGCUCUGUGGGACGCCGAUUGGGACGACGCCGAGGAGCUCUUCAUGUAUCGCCAUCAACGAAGACUGUCCGAUCCCAGCUCGAACCUGAAUAACUUCGUGCGUGGCGGUUGGAGAACGAAGCCGGACACGGCAGCCACGAAGGCGAGGUCGGAGAACGAGGGCCUCGAUUCCAUGGCGAACGGUCUCAACGAGAUCGAGGCCGGUGACGUACGAGACGCCGAUGUACAGGAUAGCAGCUGGGGCGGCCGGGGCUCACCUGGAAAUCGUCGGAGUCCCUGCUCGCUCCGUCGACGAAGAUCACCGCAUCAGGCCCGGCAACACCCCGUCCAGAACAAGCAACAACUACGUAACGCCACCCGGGAACGAUCAGGAACGAAUGAGAACUCGCCGAUUCGCAAGGAGGCGAUCUAUCGCGAGACACACGGUCUCCACAAUCACCACCAGAACAAUCAUCAGCAGAACCAUCACCACCAUCACCAGCACCAGCACAUAGAAGUGGGCAGCGAGAUCUUGGUGCCGGCCGGCCGGUGUCUGACGGACGACAACGUCCGGCAGAAGCUCGACUCGGGAGCGAUAUUGGUUCACGGGAAGGAGGAACUGCCGCUAGGCUACGAUGUACCAGCCACCGUCAUGGCCACCGAGGACAAUACAAACCGGAAACGACGGCCGUACAGCGCCGGGCAUCUCCUCAAUCAUCAUCACAACGGUCUGGAAAACGACGAGGAGGAGCGCAGGCGGCUGAGUGACGACGAACUCCUCAGGGUGAGACGCGCGGAUGGCCGACGCCGCCUGCGUAGCGCCGGCUCUGAUCACGAGGACUACACCAACGGCUCGAACAAGUACGACGAGAUCAGGGACAAGAACGCGAACGCCCGCGAAGUGACCAACGGCGUCGACGCCGCAUCGACACGUCGUCAAUGUGCCACCCUACCUCGAAGAAGACGUCGCAGAGCGUUCUCGAGCAGCUUUGCGGGUAAUCCGCUGCCACCGCAUCGCGUCACCCCUGAUGGCACCGCGAUCUACUACUGGUGCGAGCUCCCGCGUCGCCCCGGCUCACAGGAGCUGGACGACGGAGCGUACAACCCGCUCUGGACGAUGCGGGGAUUCACCCAAACCUUCCACUUCUGGAAGGAGACGAAGCGGGCGCAAUCCGUACCUCUUAACGCCUUCUUAACAUACAUUACGUUACCGUGGUGGAGCAUAGCCAAAGAUAUUCUGGAUCACCGGGAAGGACCUAUCUUGACGUUCUAGCCGAUAGUAUAAUAUAUUCUUCUUCAAAUUUGAACAUUUACCUUUUUUUUUUACUUUGUACGCAUGCCGAUGUAAGAUUGUGGCCCAGGAAGUAUGAUGUAUAGAUUAAGUAAUAAAUCAAAUAUUAUUUACAAAA